This is a messenger RNA of Phalacrocorax carbo (great cormorant), 5911 nucleotides long. The record is from RefSeq and is a predicted model, not a curated record. Lineage: Eukaryota; Metazoa; Chordata; Aves; Suliformes; Phalacrocoracidae.
GGUACGAGAGCCUCACUGGAGGACUUCCGGGGGAGCUGGGGCCUGGCGAGGCCGGACUAGCGCCAGGAGGAAACCGGGUGUUUCCCGGGCGGUGGGGCCACGCCCCCUCCCGGAGAUGCUGCCGGGCGAGGUGCCGCCGGCUGGCCCGGGGUCCCUGCGGGGCAGCGCUGUCGCCGCUGCCGAGGUGGUCGCCGCCAGGAAGCAACGCGCCUUCGCCCGGAGGAAGGCCUUCUCCCUGUUCGUCAAAGCGAAGGAGGUGCCGGCGGAGGCACGGGUUGCGGCCGGCGGAGAGGGCGCGCGGUGGCGGUGCUGCCGGCAGGCCUUCGAGGAGCUCUCCGGUAUCCACAGGCAUGUCGCUCUGCAGCAUGGCGGGGACGUGGGGCAGCUGGCGGGGCCGGCAGCGCAGCUGGCAGCGACCGAAGUGAGGCCCUCCGGCGGCCCGGCUGGAGCAGGCAGCACCGACGAGCGAAACGGACACUCCGGUAACUGUUCUGAGAUUGUCUGUGCGCUCCCGGACACGAGCCACGUUAGCUAUGACGACCUGACAAGCAAGGUGGGAGAAGUACUUCUGUAUUACUGUUACUGUGAGGUGAAGGAUCCAGAGAAACUAUGUUCUUGGCAAAAGGCUCUGUGCCAGCAUCUGCAUCUCACUGGAAAGGUACGAGUUGCGUCAGAAGGGAUUAAUGGGACAGUUGGUGGAAGCAAAGUAGCUACCAAUCUCUAUAUUGAAGUUAUGCUUUCCCAGCCUCUGUUCAAAGACAUUUUGUGUCAAGAGGACUUCAAGAGCAGUGCAGGAGGAGCUCACUGUUUCCCAGACCUUCGAGUUGGAGUAUUCAAAGAAAUUGUACCUAUGGGCAUUGAUCCAAAGAUAUUGUCUUAUAAAGAAACUGGAAUCCAUUUAUCCCCUCAGGAAUUUCACAGAGAAGUAGAACAGUUUUUGUCUCAGGCCAGUCAAGGACAAAGCAAUACCAUCUUGCUGGACUGUAGGAACUUCUAUGAAAGUAAAAUAGGACAAUUCCAGGGCUGUCUGGCUCCAGAUAUCAGGAAGUUCAGCUAUUUUCCGAGCUAUGUAGAUGAAAACCUGGAGCUUUUUCAAGACAAGCGUGUCCUGAUGUACUGCACAGGAGGGAUUCGUUGUGAAAAAGGCUCUGCUUACCUACGGAGCAAGGCAGUGUGCAGAGAAGUUUACCAGCUAAAAGGUGGCAUUCACAAGUACCUGGAAGAGUUUCCAAAUGGAUUCUACAGGGGGAAGCUGUUUGUGUUUGAUGAUCGUUACGCCAUUUGUUCCAAUGAAGAUAUCAUCUCAGCAUGCAGAUACUGUGGGACACUGUGGGACCAGUAUAAACUUUGUUCCAGCCAGCACUGCCGGCAGCUUGUCCUGACAUGUCCAAGUUGUCGCAACAAAGGUCUUACAGCUUGCUGUCCUGUUUGUCAAGAGAAAGAGCUCAAGGUGACUUCAAGAGCUUCAGGACAGACACUUAAAGAGGAAUGUGAAUGUACAAGGAGACGGCCAAGGGUACCUAUUGAAUAUGUCUCGCAAAGGGCGCUGGACGCAGGAAAAGAUUAAGCUGUUUCAUUAGCUAAUCUGACACAAGCUAAUGCAAAGGGCUCUGUGACCAGAUCUCUAUCUGUUAUUCAGUUAGGUUCGGAAAACAUGAAAAUGCAUUGGCUUGGAAAGUCUUGUUUGUACACUGCCUUUAAGCCUAGAGUACGCCCUGAAAACCAUCUAUUACUUGACCAUAAAUUACCAGAGUGCCCAACCCAUCACCAGCACUACAGGAUUCCUCUCCCUGAGUACAAUCUUGUAGCAUGGCCUCUACCAAGGGGAUUUUGGAGCAGAGUAUGUGUGAUGGGACACACCUGCUCACAAUUCAAAAGAAACUGAAAGGACAUAAGAACAAUUCCAUUCUUUUCCUCCUGCAUGGAGAUGGAUCUCUCCAACCUCUCCAUUGAUCAUGCAUUUGCUUCAAUAGCUAGUGCUAGGGUGUGAAAACAGCAGAUGUAUCAGAUGGGUGUGUGUACACGACUGGAUUAGAGCUGAAGAGAUUUUCCAUGUACAUGCCAUCUGCCUGCAUUUCUUGCUUUAUACCAGUGAGAAACAAGGGGUAGUUACCUGAAGCCACUAACUUGACUCCAGUGUAAAAUUGUCUGAAGGCAGGUAAGGACCCCUCUUGUAUCUUUGGGCCUUUGCUCCAGUUACUGCCUGCCCAGCUGUACUUGUUGUGUGUGACCUGUAGGACAAACAGCAAAAAUAAUCCUCGUUCCAAUGCUCUGUCUCCCUGGGAACUGUUUUUUUUCCCACAACUUGUCAGUACAUGAAAUGUCCAGGGCUCAGCUCUGCUUGCACUGGAAAAAAACAGCUUGAAACAUGUUGAAACAGAGACACACAGAGAGGGGAGCACAGAGACUGUCAAAAUACCAGCAUUAUGGGACUGGAAGUGAUGGAGACAGGGGUGCAGAAAUGUCAGUAACAGCUAUUAGGAGGUUGCAAGAUCCUUUAUCCAAGUUAAAUAAUUCAAGAUUUGGGCGCAUUUGUGCUUUGUAAACAUGGGUUGAGUUUUUCAAAAGCUGUGAGAUAUUUAGGUGAUUUCCACCUCCAAUUACUGGAGAAAUAGUCUUUCAGUUUGAAGGGAUCCACAGCAUAUGAUCUCAAAAUACUUUGCCUGCUGCUUUGUGUGCCUGAUGCGGCAGAAUGUACAGAAAGGUUCUAUCAAUACUGUAGAAGAUGUGUCUUGACUGAAAAAUGUCUUUGAAACUUACUGUCAUUCUUGGUACUAAAUAGUAGUUAGUCAUUAGGAGAUCAAAAUUAUUUACUGGUUUGUUGGGUUUUUUUUACUGGCAACUGCUUUUAAAAGCAAGAAAACAGUUUACUCAGGUUUCUGCACUUGCUUAAGGACAGUUAGGGCAAUGUUAUUUUCAUACAGAUUGUAACACUCUCCCACAGUGUUAUGAAUUCAGCAAGGCCUCAUUGUUGGCUUGAGUAGCAACUUAGACAUGGGCGUGUGUUCCAUUAAAGCCAUGGCAAGCAUUUCUUCUAACUUCCAGUAUUGCUACCAUGAAACCAACAGUUCAGCAACUGUCUUCAUGACUGUUCCUUUCAAGAAGCAAAACUUGACACUUAUGAAUGUCUCCUUUGGGAAUCUUUCUAGGAUGGUAUUUCAUAGUAAACCUGUGCACAAUCCAUACUGGAGAAGAAAUUGGAAAAUUCCCAUCAGUGGACAUCUUCAGCAGAAGUUGAAGCAGUACCCAUGGUCCCCUGGCAUCUUGCCUCCCAAACUUUAUUGGCCAGUUAACCUCUUAUGCUUUUGAGGACUGGAAUAUUUGUGGAAAAACACGCAAGAUCUACUUGCAGGCCUGGUCUAGAGUGCUGAUGGGAGUGCCCCAACUUGCAUGUUAUGCUCUCUUCAUCUAUUAGGCUAAAAAGAACACAGUUUUAUAAUUCAGUCUUAUCAGCAAGUCUGGAACACUAAUCUAUUUGGAAGGCUUUUUCUAUAUCACUUAUCAGUACAGAAUGGCAACAUCUCUAUUUUAUAUAUAAACUUUGGGAACUCCUAUGAUGAUAAAUAACCUUUAAUACUUCCAUUGUAAUUUUUUACGUACUGCACAAAUACACUUCAUCUUUUUGUUGGUGGUGCUUAAUUCUGCAGAAGUAAAUGCUGAAACCUAGCUAGUUGUCUGCCACAUGGUAGACCUGCGUACCAGGUACAAUUCUGCUGAGAGUUCCUGGCAGCUGGAGAUUCUACCUCAAACGCAGAGGGGAACUAUGGAGCCUCUGGUCCUUGCUGCACUAAGGCAAGAGAGAAGAAGGGUUUGAGUUGUACAGGUUUACAGGGGCCCUGUAAAGCCAGGUUUCCUCUGUGGCAGAGAGGGGAGGAAGCGUAAGAGACAUCCUUAGCCUCCCUCUUGCCAGUUAGCCCAUGAGUCACUUCUGUAUCCUGGCUUCUGGAUUAAUUUUGUGAGAUUAAUACAAAUAAGGGCUUGCCAUGUGAAAUGCUGUGUGCUGGGAUCCAGGCAUCUCAGUGGUAAUGCACAUUAGCUCCAGGAGAGGUGAGAGUUAAGCAGCAUUGGCUGUGACUGCCAGAUGCUGCAGUCAGCAAGAUGGCUUUUUCCUCUUUUCCUGGAGAGCUGCUGGGACAAACAGUGAUCCAUUUGUUCCUAAAUAUCACCAUUUUGUAGCUCCAUUGCUGCUCAGCUUGAUGCUUCCCAGCACAGCUGUCUCUGCUGCACAGCUCACAGCCCUCACACACAUCUUUCAGCAAAGCAACUCUGUAAGGAUCAGCUAAGGAACCCAGAGUGAUCCUGCCAGUUUAAUAUACGUGUGGGCUGCAUGGUUAAUUUGGAUGCUGCUACAGUGAAACACAGGACAAGGUUCUUGCCUUUUUUUUAAUUUUUAUUUUAUGGGCUAUUUUUUUCAUUCAGGAAAAAAAUGCUGGUUUAGUAUCCACAAUAGUGCUCCCUGCUCUGCAGAUGCGUCUCCUUGCAUGUCUGGUUUCUUAGCACCAUCAGGAUUUUCCAGGAUGAGAUUCAUUUAUGUUCUUCUGAAGCCAGUGGAAGAGCUGAGCCUGUGCCAUACAAAUCUGAGUGGAUGGCUCAGCUGAAACUGUGCGGCUCUGGUUUGAUUAUUUAAUUCACGGUUUUUUUAAGCCUUUGCCACAUGCAUAUGGAAGCAAGGGGCUGUGUGCCAAUUUUUUGUGUUUUUUUUUUUUUUCUUAAAUAUGUUUUCAAGUAUUUUUCUUCAUUAUUUUCAUUUUCUGAUAUGGAACUUGCAGGGCAGGGGUGGGGAGAAGCUGUAGUGAAGCAUUUGAUUUGACAGCACUGCUACAUCUAUUAAGAUUUGAAGGGCAACAAAUAUAUUUCCCACAUUGCUGGAAGCGUAGUAUUUCUCUGCUUUGUUGGUCAGAGCAAAAUUGUGGGUGGUAUUUGCGCACAAGCUCUGAAGAAAUCUGUGGGACUUUUGCUGGAAUAUGUGUAAAAGGCUGCAAAACUUCACUCUUAACAGAUGUGUACAGACAGAUUUCUAGCAAGUGAGAACAUUUUCUAGGGCACGUUGUCAGAAGACCAUGAAUAAAAGGCUUCAGUACAGCAACGCUUCUGCUGGGAGACUCUUCUUGCUGAGCAGGACCCCACCCAUGUUAAUAGUGGGAGUUUUGGAUGGGAUAGUGCUGGGUCCAAUUCUCUGCAUGUCUGGGAGCUACGUAAGCCCAUGGGGAAUUCCUCCCAGGCUAGAUGAUGGGUAGUAGACUGUGUGACAAAAAGCUGUCAGACUGUAUGCAGUGUAUGGCCAAGUUGGAGUAUUUCACUUAGCAACUUUUAUAGGGCACAACAUUUAUUGUUGCAUUUAUGCAGACAUUAGGGACGGCAAUAAAAGAAAAACCCUAGCAGAACAAAAUUUAAUUAAUGGACAUGGUCAUCUAGAUAAAACAGCAAAGAGAGAGAAUUUUACUUGUUUCCAGUGAAUAUCUAGACACACACUUUCAACCUUAGGAAAUGGAAGGGAGUGGGGAUUAGAAGAGAGGGCUCCGGUUUGCUGAUUAGUUUGGCCACCUCUGUGGGGUUAGCAUUUGUGUCACAUAUCUAAAGGUAACUAUUUUCUUCAGACAUACGUAGGAUAGAAAGAUAUUAACCCAUCCUAAACCGCUUAAUUUUUGAGGCUGUGUUUUAUAAUUGGUGGCCUUAAGUUCAGCUUAAUCAGGGGGCGGAGAUCAAUUUUUUCUAACAAACAUAGUAUUGCAUUUGAAACAGCAUCUCCAACUAAUUGACUCAGCAAAUGUCAGUAAAAACUUGUAAUUCACAAUUCUUGAAAUUAGCCAUGUUUCCAGGUAGUAGAAGUGCUUGUUAAACUUGUUGCUCCUCUAUAGUUGAGAGCAAUUUGGAAAAAAAAAAUUAAAGUAUUUUUUUAAUGCUUCCAUAA